UCCUUCGGUUUGCACUUGUGGUUCAGGAUGGUAAGAAUGAAAUGCCACGGAAGGACUGACAGCAGUGACUCCUCACUCAGAGCACAGAAAUCGUUCUCAGAACGGCAGCUGGAUAGGCUUAUUUCAAACUCCUUUUAUUUUAUUUCAUUUUUUACAGAGAAGUUCCAGACCUGGCUGGGAAGUAACUUCACCCGAGUUUAAAUGUGACCUUCACCACUUACAGAUGCUUUUAAACACUUUAAAUCAUCAUAACCAUGGAGUCAGUCUGGCUUAUGCUUGUGCUGUGGAUAUAUAUUGAUGUCUUAAAAGUGAUUCAGGCAUCAUCGUGUGCUAAGGUAUACACUCCUGCCUCAGUGGUCCUCGCUGGCUCGCCCGUAUCAGUGUCCUGCUACAUCGAGGACAACUGCUUGCUGACUAAAGGCAAAGACUUUCGUGUGGCGUGGCGGAUUAACAACAAUUAUGCCCCCAGCAAUCUCUCUUACCAGGAGAGCAACAGAACAUAUGGCAUACUCAUCCCCAGCCUACCACACACAGGGGCAGACAUCGCUUGUGUCCUGUGUGUAGGGGAUCAUAUCUGCCAAAUAGCCGAUGGAGUGAGAGUUAAAGUGGGAUAUCUUCCAUCCACUCCUACAAACCUGAGCUGUGCUUUGAAUUUAACGCAGCCACACAGACUCCUGUGUCAAUGGGAUCCUGGUCAGGAAACAAACAGCCUUCCUACAAGUUAUACUCUUCAUGCAUUGAGGAGCAGAUCAGGAAAAAAACAAUUUGAGAUCCCACCUGGAAAGCAUUUCUACUUGAUUCCACGGGAUUCUUACAGUUUAUUUUUAGAGUUGGAAGUUUAUGUGACAGCAGUGAAUGCCUUUGGAAAUGCCACCUCUGCUCCUCUGAAAUGGAUCCCUAUGGAAACAGCAAAGCUCAAACCUCCUAAUAUUACAAGGGUUGAACCAUAUAAGUCUGGAUGCUUAAAGAUCAGCUGGAGUCUUGCAGAGUCUCAGAAAUGGUUGCAGGUGACCUUCAGUGCACAGUUGAGAUUGAAAACAUUGAAUAACCAGUUCGACAAAGAGUUUAAUGUCACCUUCAGAGAACAAGAAGAAAAAAGGAUGAAUCUGUGUGGCCUCCUUCAUGGGACAAAUUACAGCACCACAAUAAGAAUGAAGUAUGGAGAGAAAGUAUGGAGUGAAUGGAGUGAAUGGAGUGAUCCGAAAUCAGCCACCACACUUAUGAGGGCUCCGACUGGAAAUCUGGACACAUGGCUCAAACUGAAUGAUCAGGCCGCUCAGCUCUUCUGGAAGCCCUCACAAAAAUUUCGUGCCAAUGGCUGGAACUUGACAUACACUGUUGAAUCAAAGGAACCUAAAAUGACUUUGUGUGUAACUCAAGAAAGCCACUGCUUUUUCAAUCUCACCAAGCGGAUUAAAAAGGUCUACCUGAGAGCCACUAAUGCAAAGGGGAGCUCGAUGCCUACUGAAGUACCAGUGUAUCGGAAGAAAGGGCUGGACUCUGUGUCUAAUUUCGAUGUGCAUCCCCAGUCAGAGACGUCUGUGCUCCUGACGUGGGAAAGCCCGGUGUCCUCCAGUGUCACGGGAUACGUGCUGGAGUGGAGAUCUCUGUGUGAGAUGCCGGCAGCUCCUCUGUCCUUCAUUCUGGUGGACAAAAACAGCUCCAGUACCAUAUUAACAGGGUUAAAGGCUUUCAAGCCCUAUGAGAUCUCCGUUUAUCCCAAAUAUGUUGACGGGUUUGGACGUCCUCUUACCUUAAUGGCAUACAGCCGUCAGAAAGCACCCUCUGCAGCACCAGAGUUGAAGGUUGUGGAUAUCCGUUAUUCACAGGUCAAACUUCGCUGGGAUGAAAUUCCCCUUAAUGAGACAAAUGGGAUCAUUGAAGGAUAUACUAUUUACUUUUGGAAUGAUACGGAUAAUGUCCAAGUUAUAUGGACUGAGACAACCAGCUAUAUGGUGAAAGAUCUUCAACCACUUACCAAAUAUUAUACCUUUGUAGCGGUUCAUACAAUGGGUGGAAGUUCAAACGGAUCAGUUCAGAGCCUGACAACUGGACGUAUUGAUGGCAUUGGAAUGGUGCUCUUUGUUAUCCCAGCAUGCAUUGGGUUAUCACUUCUCAUCAUCAUUGUUGUGUUUACCUGUUUGGGGAAAAAUGAACGGGUGAAGAUGUGUUUGUGGCCUAUAAUUCCCGAUCCCGCCAACAGCAGUAUUAAGAAGUGGACCACCACUGACUCACUGCAGGGCAUGCCUCCCUAUGAAGAAGACAAGGACCCUGUGUUGGUGUAUCUGUCCCACUUCAGUCUUCUUGAUCAGUCUGAGAAAGAGCUGUUCAAGAGUGACUACGUCAAGGAGAGCCAGUGGUCACAUGAUAUCUACAGCCAUGAUGAGAGUCACAACUCUUUCCAGGCCUGCAGCAGUUACAACUCGGAGAGUGACAGGGACUCCAUCCCUUACGCCACUGUUGUUUUCGGUGGUCCGUAUCAAAGCCAUUCGGCCCCUCUGCCAGCCUACGUACGCUCCGAUUCCACACAGCCGCUGUUAGGGGGGGACGAGCCUGGCAGCCCCCCGCCAUACGAGAAUGUGCCACUAGUCAGGGGUGUUACUAAAGUGAAACACUUCACUGCAUUCCCUCGGAAUUCCACUGAAAGUGAGGAGAGUGAAGAACUUUGGGAAGAAUUCCCUAUGCUCAGAUUGUUAGAGACGAGGGAUACCGAUCAUAACUAAUCUGAAUUUGAGUAUAUAUAGAAACAUCAUGCAGGGGCGCCAAAAAGCAACACAGGCUCAUUGGAAAAAUGCGUCUCUUUCAACAUUUUUGCAAAACUCAUAGAUAGAAAUCACUGCAGUUUCCAGUUGAAAAGAGACAGUAAAACAGCAACAGCUUUUAUUCCUUUUGACACAAAAUUAUUACAGGGGUAGAUUAUCGGAUAAUAAAGAUUUAUUUUUGUGCAGUUUCUUGCACAAUACUAUGUUAUGACCCCAAAACACUUUUACAGUAGUGCAUGAUUUGUAAACGAAUACAUUUUGAUGUUUGCAUCACAUAAGCAGCUCCAUAUGUGUGUGUUUUCUGCUGCAGUAAACUUGCUCACCUCAUACACUCGUGAAGGGAAGAGUCAUGAUAAAAGAGCACAAAAGCAGCUAAAAUGUUUUAUGUCAUGUUUUUAUGUUUAUGUCAAAUGUUUUUAGUGUAGGUGGUGCAUUAUUUUAAUUUUCCUUUGCAUUACCUUUUAGCACCACUUACCUGACAUUUCAAUUCAAAACUGCAGCGAUACGUGCAACAACCAAAACAAUAAAACGUUUUCAGAUUCACGUUAUUCUUUUCUGGAUAAAACUAAACAUGCUAUUAGUGCCACUUACUGGACAUUUCACUUUCAAAGUGUUGCGAAAAGUGCAAGAAAUAUUGUGUAGAAAUGUCGCCACAGGUACGUUUUCCCAAUGAGCUUGAGUUGCCAAAAAGGCUACGUUCACACCGAGGCUGUAUGUGGUCCAAACCUGAUUGUUUUCCCUCAAAUAACUGGACCACUGUCAAGUAUGGAAAAAAAAUCAGAUAUGUACAGUAUUAGAUAUUUUUGCAAUGUGAUCCUGCCACGAGCAGUGAUAUUAUGUCAUGUCAUAUGUCAGAAUAACUCAACAUUCAUCAUAACUGCACAAUUAAUUUUCCCUGUAUACACAUAUGCACAGUAUACAUUACCGUUCAAAAGUUUGGGGUUGGUAAGAUUUCUCUUCUGCUCACCAAAGCUGCAUUUAUUUGAUCAAAAAUACAGUAAAAACAGUAAUAUUGUGAAAAAUGUAACCGUUUUCAAUUUGAAUAUAUUUUGCUGUAUUUUCAGCAUCAUUACUCCAGUCUUCAGUGUCACAUGAUCCUUCAGAAAUCAUCCUGAUAUGAUGAUUAGCUGCUCCAGAAAACAUUUCUGAUUAUUAUUAUUAUCAUCAAUAUUUUUGUGGAAACCGAUCAAUGUGAUCAAUGUUUUUACUGUCACUUCUGAUCAAUUUAAAGCAAAAAAUAUAUAUAUAAUUUUUAUGAAUUUCUUUUAAAAAAAUCUCACUGACACCAAACUUUUGAACAGUAUGGUAUAAUAAUGUAUAUUAAUGCCACCAGUUGACUAAAAUAUUUAAUCAACUUUGAUAUGCAAUGUUCCACUCUGAUCGGUUCAGACUGAGGAAACGUUGAACUCAUUCUAAUACAUGAAGUAUUUGUAGAAUAUCUGAGACUAAUAGGACCACUCAGUUCAUUAUAUGAACUGUCUUUAAUAUUGCCAGGGACUGUAUAUUGAUUAAACAGAACGCUUCAACAAAAAGGAGAAAGAAGAACCUUCAAUAUGGCAGCUCUAAUUAAGUAAGCCCCGCCUUCCAAAUACAAGAGCCAAUCAGCAGUCACUGCCUGGUCUAUAUGUGAAACUUGUAAGAGAAAUCACAUAGGCUGCGUCCGAAAUCACAUACUCUCUUGAGUAGGUACUUAUUUUGAAGAAGUAAUUACUUCACGACCACUAAAAAUGAAUGUUCUAUAUAGUAUGAGUGUUUGUAGUAUGAGUGUAAUCUGGACAUAUACUGUACAUUCGCCUAUCAUGUGACCUACUAGCAUCAGUUGCAUCACUUCACUGCCAUUCACAAAUCCUCUCCCGUGGCCUCAUGGGAUAGUAAAGUGUCCAUCAAAUGAACACUUCAGAAUCUCGCCAGAGGAAAUAGGUCAUCCGGGUACUUUUUGCCUACUUUUUUAUGAAUUUACAUAAACAAAACUGUCUAUUCUUGUGUUCUUAACUUUGAGAAAAUGCAGUAAAUUUCAGCAGCUUUUUUUUUUUUUUUUUUUUUUUUACUAAUAUUAAGAGUAAUGCUAUAAUAUCCAGUAUUUUUACAGUGUUGAUGGAGAGAUGCUUGAGUCACUGUCAGAGUAAAUAAGACAAAAAAACAAAAAAAAUCUUUUUUUUUUUUUACUUUUGUGGCUGUAUAUUUUGUAUUGAAUAUAUAUUUGAAUUUUGAAUUGAUGUACUAUUAGAAAAGGACCACAAAUAUGUCUGAUUUGUAUGUUUUUGUUUUUUUUUGUUUUUUUAAAGAGACAAUCUAAGAAAGAAAAGAAAGGCAAAAAAGAAAGUGAUGAAUGCUAUGUUCAUUUACGUCAUAAUUAAUGUUACCUGAUGUUUGACACGUUUUGUAUACAUUCACCUCUUGUCUGUAUGGUGCUUUGAGUUCAGUAUUUUAUAUGCAUUUCAACAUUUUAAAAGAGUACAAAUUGUGGUUGCAUCUGGCAAUGUAACAGCACUUCCUCUGGAAGGACAAAAUAAAAGACUUGCAUGAUUUGGCCAUUCCUAAUUUUAUACUGAAAUGUAUGUUGGUCCAUUUUUCAGUAUGUAAAGUUUAUUUGAAAAAUAAACAGCUCUGCUGAAA
Molecule: messenger RNA, 5378 nt
Organism: Megalobrama amblycephala (Wuchang bream)
Lineage: Eukaryota; Metazoa; Chordata; Actinopteri; Cypriniformes; Xenocyprididae
Gene: csf3r
Product: colony stimulating factor 3 receptor (granulocyte)
Exons: 16
Coding region: 255-2723 (822 amino acids)
Biological process (GO): cytokine-mediated signaling pathway
Cellular component (GO): external side of plasma membrane; membrane
Molecular function (GO): cytokine receptor activity; protein binding
Source: RefSeq, a predicted model, not a curated record